This is a messenger RNA of Mesorhabditis belari, 600 nucleotides long. Lineage: Eukaryota; Metazoa; Nematoda; Chromadorea; Rhabditida; Rhabditidae. The record is from the annotation of a GenBank genome assembly.
AUGAGCAGCUAUUUGCCAUGGUGCUUCCGAGCUUGUCUCGAUUGUGUGCAAGGACCGAGUUUCGCUGAAGCUACGUAUUAUAAAAGAAUGAAAAAUGAACCAGCUGUGAAGUUGGAUGUCAAUAAGACAGGGAGCGACGUAAUCAUAUUGAAAGAAGGUGAAAGAAUUUGUGGAACUGGAUCGGCUCUUUGUACAGCGCCAUUAGUACAAAAUAAGAGCUAUUGGCAAGUGGAUAUUCAGCAAACAGGUUCUUGGUGCGUUGGUUUGGCAACAACGGAGUGUGGUUUAAGCGAGGCUCCGCCACGAAAAGGAUUCUGGGGAAUGAACGAGAAAGGAGAGCUCAUAUCGAACGGAGAAGUUGUGGGAAAAACUGAGAAAAUCGUUGAAGAAGGGGAUUCAAUUGGAUUAACAUACGAUCAUUUGGAGUUGAAGUUCUACGUGAAUGGAGACCCGUUGACGGAUGUGGUGACAAAUGUUAGAGGAAAGGUUUUCCCAGCCGUUUUCGUCGACGAAUCAGCCAUUCUCGAUGCUCGUUUCUCCGAUUUCUCUAAACCACCACCAAAAGAUUUUAGUGAAAUUUUAUUAGAGCAAACGAUUCUU